UUUAAGGCAAUUUCACAUUGUUUAUUUUUACAUUGAAAAAUGGCAGUUUGAGAGAGAGAGAGAGUAGCAUAGGAAGGAGCAAGUCGCCUACUUGCAUCAUCUUCUCUCUUCUUCUCUAGAACAACUACUACUACGACUUGGCAAUCGUUGUUGACUAUUCCAAUUUCUUGAAUUAUCUCAAUCGAAGAUGUUUUAUAUAGACAUCGGUAGACCCACAGAUGUCAUCCUCUUCUCAUUCUCGAUUUCUUCCACCCGCCGCCGGUGACCCGAUUCCCACACCAAAUCCAUCGCCAUUUCUUCAGUAAUUAUCAUAUCAACAAUGGGCUCUCCGCCGAUUGCGGCAUCCUCCCUUCACGGCGUCGGUGGUGGUGGAUGGAGAAACAGAAACGGCGGCAGUAAUUUCACCGCCGCAGCCGCCUCCAGCAGCAACGGCGGUGAUUCGCGCUGUCUCUCGUCUCCUUCCGCUUUCUUCCUUGUGGCGUUUGUGUUAUUGGCCUCAAUUGCGUGUAUCUAUUCUCGCUUCUUGCUGACCGCCAACGCCCACGCCUCACUCUCCCCCAUGGGCUGUCGCGAGGACAAUGAGGGAUCUUGGGCCAUCGGCGUCUUCUACGGCGACUCUCCCCUCUCCCUCAGACCAAUUGAAGAUAUGAACAUUUCUAGCGCCAAAGCUGCAGCGUGGCCAGUUGCCAACCCAGUUUUCACUUGCGCUUCUGCUUCUCAGUCUGGUUUUCCCAGUAAUUUUGUUGCCGACCCAUUUCUCUAUGUUAAGGGAGACACUCUUUUCGUAUUCUUUGAGACUAAGAAUGCAAUCAUGAUGCAAGGGGAUAUCGGAGUUGCUAGAAGUAUUGAUAGGGGAGCAACAUGGGAACCAUUGGGAAUUGCAUUGGAUGAAGAUUGGCAUCUCUCCUAUCCGUAUGUCUUCGACUACAAUGGAAAUAUAUAUAUGAUGCCAGAGGGCAGUGCGAAGGGGGACCUUCGUCUUUACCGAGCUGUAAAUUUUCCCACAGAAUGGACACUGGAUAGGGUGAUACUGAAAAAGCCAAUGGUAGACUCUGUCAUAAUUCCACAUGAUGGGAAGUAUUGGCUUUUAGGCUCAGAUCAUAGUGGCAUUGGCGCCCAAAAGAAUGGACAAUUGGAGAUUUGGUAUAGUGCCUCUCCCCUCGGUCCUUGGAGGCGACACAAGAAAUACCCAGUCUAUAACAAAGAUAAAAGCACGGGAGCCCGAAACGGAGGCAGACCAUUUCUGUAUAACGGAAACAUUUACCGUGUUGGCCAAGACUGCGGCAGCACAUAUGGACGCCGGGUCCGUCUUUUCAAAAUAGAGAUUCUCACAACCCGUGAGUUCAAAGAAACAGAAGUUGCAUUGGGAAUUGAGGAGUCUCUUAAGGGACGGAACGCGUGGAAUGGGGCCCGCAAUCACCACCUUGACGUGCAGCAGGUGAGCCCGGGAGAGUGGAUUGCUGUUCUUGAUGGGGACCGCGUCCCUUCAGGAGAUAUGAACCGCCGGUUUGUUCUUGGCUGCGCCUCGAUCUUAGGUGUGGCUGCCCUUGUCAUGCUGUUGGGAAUGAUCCUUGGGACCGUGACGUCUAUUGUGCCCUUAAGUUGGUGCCCACACAACGUGGGAAAGCGAAGUGACUCUUUCUUGACCUGGGAAAAACCAAACUCACUCUCUUCAAAUCUUAGACUCUUCUGCAGCCGGUUGAACCGAGUGAGCUCAUCUCUACACCUCAGAUUAAGACCAAACACAUUCAUGGGGAGCACAGUUCUGUCUUUGACGUUUCUAGCAUCAGCUGUGUUGGUCUGUGCCGGGGUUAGAUACAUAUACGGAGGAAGCGGUGCACAGGAACCUUACCCAUUGAAUGGUCACUAUUCUCAAUUUACGUUACUAACAAUGACAUACGACGCGCGAUUGUGGAAUUUGAAGAUGUAUGUCAAGCACUAUUCGAGGUGUUCCUCGGUGCGUGAGAUUGUGGUCGUGUGGAACAAAGGGACGCCUCCGCAGUUGACCGAGUUUGACUCUGCCGUGCCAGUGAGGAUAAGAGUUGAGGAGGAGAACUCGUUGAACAACCGGUUCAAGGUUGACCCCGACAUAAAGACCCGAGCCGUCCUAGAGCUCGAUGAUGACAUCAUGAUGACUUGCGAUGACGUGGAACGCGGGUUCAAGGUGUGGCGAGAGCACCCGGAUCGGAUCGUGGGGUUUUACCCCCGGCUCGUCGACGGGGAGGCCCCCUUGAAGUAUAGGGCCGAGAAACAUGCCCGAAAGCACCACGGGUACAAUGUGAUUCUGACCGGGGCAGCCUUCGUGGACGGUCAGCUGGCUUUUGAGAGGUACUGGAGUGAGGAAGCUAAGGUAGGGAGGGAAGUGGUGGACAGGCAGUUUAACUGUGAGGAUGUGUUGCUGAACUACUUGUACGCUAACGCGAGCUCCUCCGGGCCCACAGUUGAAUACGUGAGACCCGAUUGGGCAAUCGACACAUCAAAGAUUUCUGGUGUCGCGAUCAGUCGGAACACGAAUGCCCAUUACGGUGUCAGAAGCACAUGUUUGCAAAUGUUUUCAGAGGUUUAUGGGAGUAUAAGUAGCCGGAAGUUGUUUUUCGGCGGCCGGAAAGAUGGCUGGGACAUGUAGUAGCCGCUAGUCCCUAAUAAUGAAUCAAUCCUUGUAAGAUCUUCCUUGAUUGACAUUCUUCGUGAGAUUUCUGUUUGUGUUUAAUUUUAUAUGGUCAAUAGGUAGUUGUGAGAUCAAAAUUGUAAAAUGUACAUUCGGUUUGGCAAAUGUAUCUAAUGUUUGUUUCUUUGGGCUUUAGCAUCGUCCUAUGGAUUUGAAGACAUUGCAAGAAGCAAGUUUUUUU
This is a messenger RNA of Cuscuta campestris, 2849 nucleotides long. The record is from the annotation of a GenBank genome assembly. NCBI's taxonomy places the organism in Eukaryota, Viridiplantae, Streptophyta, Magnoliopsida, Solanales, Convolvulaceae.